Cicer arietinum (chickpea) is the source of this 1715-nucleotide messenger RNA. RefSeq names its product transcription repressor OFP4. Gene Ontology annotation, molecular function: DNA binding. The record is from RefSeq and is a predicted model, not a curated record. Gene Ontology annotation, biological process: negative regulation of DNA-templated transcription. NCBI's taxonomy places the organism in Eukaryota, Viridiplantae, Streptophyta, Magnoliopsida, Fabales, Fabaceae.
UUGAGGGUUCAUAAUUUAAACUUCAUGUUGUUGAUUACCUACAAUAAGUUUCAUGCACAAGUAUCAAUUUUAUCUUUUCCAAAUAUUUUCUUCCUAUCUCAUUUUACAUGAUUAUAAAUAAAUAGUGUAUGUUAGGGAAAGUAAUUUCAUGCACAACUAUAUACAUCAAACUUGUUACUAUGAGAUUGAUUAUUUAGAUGAUGAUGAAAAUACAAAUAAAAAAACAUAUAAUAUUGUAGUAAUGUAAACAGUUGUGCAUGUUUGCUGGUAGCAAUGAUGAAAUAAAUUCAUUUAAUAGACAAACUUUGGUCCCCUUUGCUUUCAUGCUAUAUAACUUUUUUAUAAUGGACCACCAACUUUAUAUUUUUCAUCUUAUUAUAAACCAAUUUUUCUACCCUUAUACAUCUUUCAUUUCACCUCAUACAUGAAAAUCUUCUAAGGUACAUCAAGAUAAAUUAAAUAAAUAAAACACUGAAAUUGAGAGAGCAAAAAAGUGUGUUUAAAUCAAUUUUCUCUAAUGGGUAACAACAAGUUCAAAUUUUCAGAUAUGAUACCAAAUGCUUGGUUUUAUAAGCUAAAAGAUAUGAGCAAAUCAAAGAAGAGAAAUGGUUCACAUGUUAUGAAGAGUAAAGUGACUUCACCAACAACUUCUCAAAUGUCACAUUCAAGGUAUUUGAAUUAUUUCCCCAAUGAACCAAAAAAUGCUUGUAAGCUAUUCAACACACCAAUUCACAAAAAAGAAUUGGAUUUUCCAUUCAAUGAUUCACCAAGAAGGUCUUCUAAGAGAAAGGAUAGAAGAAAAACAGUUUACAAGCCUUCUCCUUUAGUUGUUUUCAAUGAUUUGUCUUCAAUUGAAUGUUCUUCUGAGUCUUCUGAUUUUAAUCAAUAUGUUUCUUCUGAAUCUGAUUGUGAUGGUUUUUCUGUUAAUCCUGAUUUUGUUAAUGGAGUAGCUUCUAAUUGCAGUUGUAGAGUUAGUUCUUCCACUAAUGAUAUCAUUAUAGACAUGAUGAACAACAAUGAAUCUUUUCAUGGAAAUUGUGAAAAGAUAGAUGAUUUUGAUGCAUUUUCAACAAUUGGGCUAGCUCCAAUUUUGACAAAGCAAGUGAAGUUUGAUGAUAAGAUCAAAUGGGCUGCACCCGAAUCUCGAAAUUCGACCGAUUCGGAUGAGCCGGAGAUUGAUCAUUCUUUUAGUAUGAAAGUUAACAUAGAAGGAAGUAAUCAUAGAAGUCAAAGAAGGAAGAAAAAAAGUCAAAUAGUUAGAAAAUCUUCUCCUAAUUCACCAGGUAUAAGGCUUAGAGUGAAUUCUCCAAAAAUUGGAAACAGAAAAAUUCAAGCUUGUGCAAGAAAGAGUGUGUCAUCAUCAUCCAAAGGAAGCAAAGAUUCAAGGAAUGAUGCAAGGUUUCUAGAUGGAUUUGCUGUUGUUAAGUCAUCAAUUGAUCCACAAAGUGAUUUUAAGGAAUCAAUGGUGGAGAUGAUUGUGGAGAAUAAUAUAAGGGAAUCAAAGGAUUUGGAGGAUUUACUUGCAUGUUAUCUUUCUCUUAAUUCAAGUGAAUAUCAUGAUCUUAUUGUUAAAGCAUUUGAGCAAAUUUGGUAUGAUAUGGCUCAACUUAGAAUGUAGAAAUAUCUUAAUGUUAUUAUUAUUCAAUGCAUGUUUAUAGUCUUGUAAUUACCACCACUUUAUGAAUCAAAUUAAACUUGUUCUGAUUCUUCUGAAA